Molecule: messenger RNA, 1036 nt
Organism: Eremomyces bilateralis CBS 781.70
Lineage: Eukaryota; Fungi; Ascomycota; Dothideomycetes; Eremomycetales; Eremomycetaceae
Product: P-loop containing nucleoside triphosphate hydrolase protein
Exons: 2
Coding region: 305-1036 (243 amino acids)
Cellular component (GO): cytoplasm
Source: RefSeq, a predicted model, not a curated record
CUCCGCUUGAUUUAAUGUUGUAUGACAAGAUCCAAAGUUCGCCAUCACCGAUUUCUAAGUGGUCUCGUGCAUAUCUCUUCGGCCGAUCUCCAGAAGUCAGUGAUGUCAUGCUGUAGAAGGUACAGAACCGACCAUCGCGACUGUAGUUCCACUGAUUCCACCAAUCGCUGAUGCUUCGUAAUGCUCCGCGGCUACAGAGGAGAUGUCUUUCUACCAUGCGCUACUAAACGAUUCUGAUAUUGACAGUCAUUGAUGCUCCAAUUCUAAACCACCGCUCGUUUCUCGUAUUCCUCAUUUCUCAAUCAUGGACGAACAGGUCGAACGCCUGGUUUCCAAAGUCAGGGCCAAACUCGAAACUCUCCCCGAAUCCCGCCGCCUCCUCAUCGCCGUCUCCGGCAUCCCCGGCUCCGGCAAAACCACCCUCGCCUCCCGCGUCUCAUCCAACCUCAAUGCCAUCCAUCGCGCCUCCGCCCCGGGCCUCGCCGACUUCCCCCCCGCCGGCUUCAUCCCCAUGGACGGCUACCACCUCACCCGCGCCCAGCUCUCCGAGAUGCCCGAUCCCGCUGCCGCACACGCCCGUCGCGGCGCCGCGUUCACGUUCGACGGGAUGAGCUUCCUGGACCUCGUGCGGCGGCUCCGCGAACCGAUCUGUCCUGAGACGACGACGCUGUAUGCGCCGGGAUUCGACCAUGCGGUGAAGGAUCCGGUGGCAGACGAGAUUCCGAUACCGAAGCAUAUGCGGGUGAUUUUGUUUGAGGGGAAUUAUUUGAGUUUGGCGAGGGUGCCGUGGAAGGAAGCGGCGGGGAUGAUGGAUGAGCUGUGGUUUGUGGAGGUGGAUUUUGAGGUGGCGAGGCGGCGGCUGGUAGCGAGGCAUUUGAAGGCGGGGAUUGCGAAGGAUGAGGAGGAGGCGAAUCGGCGGGCGACGGAUAAUGAUUUGGUCAAUGGAAAGGAGAUUGUCGAGAAUCGACUGGAGGUUCAGGAGAUGAUCGUGAGCAACGAGGACGAUUUGUGGAAACCUGAAGCGCAGGGUGUAUAG